AAAGAGAGGGAAGCAUAUGAAGUAAUAGUAGAAGGUGGGAAGCUUGCUUACAAACAAAGUGGGGUACUUUUGGAGACCAUUGAGGGUUCAAAGUGGAUAUUUGUCCUCAGCACAUCAAGAAACUUAUAUGUUGGGCAGAAGAAGAAAGGCUUAUUUCAACACUCAAGUUUUCUAGCAGGAGGUGCCACAACUGCAGCUGGGAGAUUGGUUGCCCACAAUGGCCUUCUUGAGGCUAUAUGGCCAUAUAGUGGUCAUUAUCACCCAACAGAAGAGAAUUUCAUGGAGUUCAUUAGCUUUCUUGAGGAGCACAACGUGGACUUGACUAGUGUCAAGAGAUGUGCAAUAGAUGAUGAUGACCCAUCAUUGAAAGGUAUUACAAGCGAGGAGAUGAAGUUAGAGUUCAUGACGGGGUCCAAUAAAGAGACUAUGCAAUCCACUAACAUCGAAACUACUGACGCAAGAAAGCUCACAAUGGACACCACAAUAUCUACCAUUCAACAAGAACACAAUGUUGACAUCUCUGUGGACGAUGUUAAAGUACCAGUGUUUAAGUUGGGGAAGCACCUAUCGUCUAAAUGGACUACUGGAGCUGGUCCACGUAUUGGUUGUGUAAGGGAAUACCCUCCGGAGCUUCAAUUUCAGGCACUAGAACAUGUCAAUUUAUCUCCUCGAAUCAAUCCAGGACCCUUGUCAUCGAGCACUCGACCAAUCCCUUCGCCAAGGCCUAGUCCAAAAAUACACCUCUCACCUAGUCUUUUGAACAUGGGACUCCCUAGCCCGAGGCUGCAUGUUCCUAUUGCAAACUAACAAUAAUGCUACAAGCACAUUUUUUUUUUCUCAAAAAUUGGCGACAUUGAAUUUUGUGCGCCUUAUGAAAAAAAUGAUGUACGUUUGUCGUUAUUGCUAACCUUAG
Camellia sinensis is the source of this 913-nucleotide messenger RNA. NCBI's taxonomy places the organism in Eukaryota, Viridiplantae, Streptophyta, Magnoliopsida, Ericales, Theaceae. The record is from RefSeq and is a predicted model, not a curated record.